GUCGAUCGAAGAUUAAAUGCGGCUUUGGAUGAGGCUAUCGAUGAAUGCAUUGAAGAUACAUACAAAAACAUCGUGGAGAAUCAAACAAAUAAUCAGAGGAAACGUGCAUAUAUUGAACGGAACCGCGAAGCGGGCCACAACCGUCUAUGGAAUGAUUAUUUCAGUGAAUCUCCGACUUUUGAGGCACCUAUAUUCAGACGCCGUUUCCGAAUGAACAAGCCAUUAUUCUUGAGUAUUGUCGAUCGCCUCUCAAAAAAUAUCCUAUUCUUUCAACAAAGAAGAGAUGCAGUCGGAAGGUUAGGUUUAUCUCCACUACAAAAGUGUACGGCCGCUAUUCGUAUGCUUGCUUAUGGAUGUGCGGCUGACGCUUGUGAUGAAUAUCUCCGACUUGGUGAAAGCACAACACUUAGCUGUUUAAGCCAUUUCAAAUCAGGCGUAAUACAACUCUUUGGAGAUGAGUAUCUACGAAGACCCACUCCAGAAGAUCUUCAACGACUACUCGAUAUUGGAGAGAUACGCGGCUUUCCUGGAAUGAUAGGCAGCAUCGACUGUAUGCAUUGGGAGUGGAAAAAUUGCCCAACCACUUGGAAAGGACUGUUCACACGUGGAUCUGGAAAGCCGACAAUUGUCUUGGAGGCUGUAGCUUCACAAGAUCUUUGGAUAUGUCACGCUUUUUUUGGUUCUCCAGCUCCAACAGUACAAUACGAAGUCAACGGACACCAGUAUGAUUUGGCGUACUACCUCACGGACGGCAUAUAUCCUAAAUGGUCAACAUUAUCCAAUCUAUCUCACUCCCUCAAGGUCCUAAAGCAAAGUUAUUUGCUAAAACUCAAGAAUCAACCCGAAAAGAUGUGGAGCGUGCUUUUGGAGUGUUGCAAUCUCGAUUUGCAAUAGUGAAAAACCCGGCUAUUUUGUGGGACAGGAAACAAAUAGGGAUGAUUAUGCGAACAUGUCAUAUUGCACAAUAUGAUAGUAGAAAAUGAACGACGAGAUUGCACUCAGUAUGAUACAACUGAGAUUGAAGAAGGAGAGUCGAGUAGAAGUUCAGAAGUGGUGAUGUCAAACUAUACCGAGAUGCCUCCAAAUCUCGGUAAUAUGAUUGGUGUACGGAGACAUGUUCGUGAUAGACAUACACAUGACCAAUUGAAAAAGGAUUUGAUUGAAAAUAUUUGGAACAAGUUUAGUUAUGAUGAUGAUGUUUAAUUAUUGUAUGUUUAAUUAUUGUAUGUUUUUAUUUAAUCAUUCAAUAAAUUAUAAUUUUAAAUUUUUAUGUUUUACAAAU
Molecule: messenger RNA, 1282 nt
Organism: Raphanus sativus (radish)
Lineage: Eukaryota; Viridiplantae; Streptophyta; Magnoliopsida; Brassicales; Brassicaceae
Exons: 2
Coding region: 211-894 (227 amino acids)
Source: RefSeq, a predicted model, not a curated record